Molecule: messenger RNA, 1653 nt
Organism: Cucurbita moschata (crookneck pumpkin)
Lineage: Eukaryota; Viridiplantae; Streptophyta; Magnoliopsida; Cucurbitales; Cucurbitaceae
Exons: 7
Coding region: 347-1336 (329 amino acids)
Biological process (GO): microtubule cytoskeleton organization
Cellular component (GO): cytoplasmic microtubule
Molecular function (GO): microtubule binding
Source: RefSeq, a predicted model, not a curated record
UGAGAAAAAUAAGGAGAAAUGGAGGGAGAGGAUCGGAAUCCACAAAUAUAGGAAGGAAACAGUAAAUUGAUUUCCAUGGGUGAAGGCGGGGUCACAUCACGUGCACUACCUCUGCCUCUGCCGGCCAAAACCUCCGCUUCUUCUUCUUCUUCUCAUUUCCCGUCACUCACACUCUCUCGCCGGUUAUUGAUCUUUCUUAACUCCUUCCAUUUCCACCGCAUCAUUUGCAGCAACUUCCUCUCUUGAUCGCCAUUACCCACUUCGUAUUUACUAUCAUUUUUCUCUGGCUUCUGAUGUUUUUCGUACUCUAAAAGAUUUCCCCUCUGCGUCGUAUAUCGCAACAGCCAUGUCAGAGGAAGCUCUAAAGGCCCUUAACUCAAUGCCCGGACUCGAAGGGAACAACGAAAGCUCUUGUAAAGAGGAUCUUAGUAAACAAGGAAUAGGUAUAAAGACUGCCAAUGGGAACAUUGAAGAGCUGAAAAGUAAAAGCUCUGCUUCUAUCAGGCCUCUAGUAAAUGGUGAAAGUAGCAACCCUGUUGCCGAGGUUGGUAGUUCGGAAGUAGAAUAUAUCGAAUCUGAGAAUUUGACCGAUAUAGAAGAUGUUUCGUCAAGCCUUCAGACACUCUUAGCUGGAUUAGGCUCAAAAGAUUGGGUUUCGGUUUGUGAAGCAUUGAAUAAUACAAGAAGACUAGCAAUAUAUCACAGGGAAGACAUGCUCGAUAUGCUGGGAGACGUGAUCUCACUUUUGGUGAAAUCAAUGAAAAAUCCUAGAAGUGCUGUGUGCAAAACUUCCCUUAUGACAUCUGCAGACAUUUUCAUUGCUUAUAAUGACGAAGUGAUUGAAUCAUUAGAUCCCAUGUUGUUGCAGCUUCUUCUGAAGGCUUCUCAAGACAAACGUUUUGUGUGCGAAGCUGCCGAGAAAGCUCUGGUAGCAAUGACUUCUUCGUUUUCCCCUGCAUUGUUGUUACCAAAGUUGGAACCAUAUCUUAAGAAUAGAAACCCGAGAAUUCGAGCCAAGGCUUCAAUGUGCUUUUGUCGAAGUGUUCCACGACUGGGUGUUGAAGGGAUAAAAGCACAUGGAAUCGACAAAUUGAUUCAAACAGCAGCAUCCCAGCUCAGUGACCAGCUUCCCGAGUCUAGGGAGGCAGCUCGAAUCCUCCUCGUGGAGCUGCAAUCUGUGUACGAGAAGUUCACCGACCUCCCAACAACAACGCCUGAAGAUCCAGAGAAAGGCUCUUGGGAAGACUUUUGUCAAUCAAAGCUCUCCCCUUUAAGUGCACAAGCUGUCCUUCGCAUCAAGAACGUCUCUCGGGAAGGUAUUGUCUCGAGUUCUUGAAGCUUAGUAAUGAUGAAAAUAUCGAAACUUCAAUAUGAUGUACCCCCCCCCCAUUGUUCUUGAACCUCUAGCCAUGUGAGGAGCUUUAGCGCGGCUAGGGUAUAUCCAUGAUAGCUAUUAUUCUUUCCCUUUCUUUUGGUUUGCUUUGUAAAUUCUUUGAAAACUUUUGAGGUACUGCAAAUACGGUUGAAGUGUGUAGUUUUUGCUAUUUCUGCGUAUAGCUUAUAGUGACUGCAAUAUUCUUUGAGAUCCACUUGAAACUAUGAUAUUGAGGGUGUGAAUAUUAUAAAUACAAAAAUUGGAGGUUUAGGGAACAA